This is a messenger RNA of Salmo salar (Atlantic salmon), 3263 nucleotides long. It is a transcript of the gene mcm2, whose product is annotated as minichromosome maintenance complex component 2. Gene Ontology annotation, molecular function: single-stranded DNA binding; ATP binding; single-stranded DNA helicase activity. Gene Ontology annotation, biological process: mitotic DNA replication initiation; DNA replication; double-strand break repair via break-induced replication. NCBI's taxonomy places the organism in Eukaryota, Metazoa, Chordata, Actinopteri, Salmoniformes, Salmonidae. Gene Ontology annotation, cellular component: nucleus; MCM complex. The record is from RefSeq and is a predicted model, not a curated record.
UGAAGAUUUGGCGGGAAAAGUAAGUGGUAAAAAAAAAAAACCAUUUGCGUGGCAGCAGUAGAGACGAGCAAGCACGGAAUAAUGGCGGAUUCAUCUGAGUCAUAUCACAUGGCAACCAGCCCCAGCAGAGGCUCCAGGCGGGGGGAACUGACCUCCAGCCCCGGGAGAGACUUGCCCCCCUUCGAGGAUGAGUCUGAGGGGCUCCUGGGUGAAGGAACUCUGCCUGAGGAGGAGGGAGAUGGGGAGGAACUGAUUGGAGAUGCAAUGGAGAGAGACUACCGAGCCAUUCCUGAGCUGGACAGGUAUGAGGUGGAGGGUCUGGAUCUUGAUGAGGAGCUAUCGGAGCUGUCUCCUGGAGCCAGGGCUGCUGCUGAGGACGCCAUGAGGAGGAGAGACAGGGAGCAGGGAGGCAGGCUGAGGAGAGGACUACUGUAUGACAGUGAGGAUGAGGAUGAAGAGCGCCCGGCCCGGAGGCGUCGCCUAGCGGAGCGGGCUGCAGAGGGCACCGGGGCGGACGACGAGGAAAUGAUCGAGAGCAUCGAGAACCUGGAGGACAUGAAGGGCCACUCUGUCAGGGAGUGGGUGGUCAUGGCCGCGCCACGUCUGGAGAUCUACCACCGCUUCAAGAACUUCCUGCGCACCCACGUAGAUGAGAACGGCCACAAUGUCUUCAAGGAGAAGAUCAGCGACAUGUGCAAAGAGAACAAGGAGAGUCUGGUGGUGAACUACGAGGACCUAGCAGCCAGGGAGCAUGUCCUGGCCUACUUCCUGCCGGAGGCGCCUACUGAGAUGCUGAAGAUAUUUGACGAGGCAGCCAAGGAGGUAGUCCUGGCCAUGUACCCAAAAUACGACCGCAUCGCUCACGAGAUCCACGUCAGGAUCUGCAACCUGCCCCUCGUCGAGGAGCUGAGAUCCCUCCGACAACUCCACCUGAACCAGUUGAUCCGUACCAGUGGAGUGGUGACCUGCUGUACAGGUGUUCUGCCUCAGCUGGGCAUGGUCAAGUACAACUGUAACAAGUGUAACUUCAUCCUGGGGCCCUUCUUCCAGUCCCAGAACCAGGAAGUGAAGCCAGGGUCCUGCCCUGAGUGCCAGUCUUUCGGCCCCUUCGACAUUAAUAUGGAGUUGACUGUGUACCAGAACUACCAGCGAAUCACCAUCCAGGAGAGCCCCGGGAAGAUGGCCGCUGGCCGCCUCCCACGCUCCAAAGAUGCCAUCCUGUUGGCUGACCUGGUGGACCAAUGCAAACCUGGAGACGAAAUAGAACUGACAGGCAUCUACAACAACAACUAUGACGGCUCUCUGAACAUGGCCAACGGCUUCCCAGUGUUCGCUACGGUCAUCAUGGCCAAUCAUAUCGCUCGUAGAGACAACAAAGUGGCCGUGGCUGAGCUCACUGACGAGGACAUCAAGGCCAUCGUGGCUUUGUCCAAGGACGAGCGCAUCGGAGAGAGGGUCUUCGCCAGUAUCGGCCCCUCCAUCUACGGCCAUGAAGACAUCAAGAGAGGCUUGGCUCUGGCUCUGUUUGGUGGAGAGCCCAAGAACCCAGGUGGGAAGCACAAGGUGCGAGGUGACCUCAACGUGCUCCUGUGCGGUGACCCUGGUACGGCCAAGUCCCAGUUCUUGAAGUAUGUUGAGAAGGUGGCCAGCAGAGCGGUGUUCACCACCGGCCAGGGAGCCUCCGCUGUGGGCCUGACCGCCUACGUACAGAGACACCCGGUCACCAGGGAGUGGACUCUAGAGGCUGGAGCACUGGUCUUAGCGGACAGAGGGGUCUGUCUUAUCGACGAGUUUGACAAGAUGAACGAUGCAGACAGGACCAGUAUCCAUGAGGCCAUGGAACAACAGAGCAUCUCCAUCUCCAAGGCUGGCAUCGUCACCUCGCUCCAGGCACGCUGUACUAUCAUCGCUGCUGCCAACCCUAUCGGUGGUCGCUACGACCCGUCUCUGACCUUCUCUGAGAACGUGGAUCUGACCGAGCCCAUCGUGUCUCGUUUUGACAUCCUGUGUGUUGUCAGAGAUACUGUGGACCCAGUGCAGGAUGAGAUGCUGGCUCGUUUCGUGGUGGGCAGCCACAUCAAGCAUCAUCCCAGCAACAAGGAGGGUGGCAUGGCUGGCUUGGAGGAGGUGGUUCUGCCCAACACCACAGACGUACCUCCUAUCCCCCAGGAGCUGCUGAGGAAAUACAUCAUGUACUCCAAGGAAAGGGUCCGGCCCAAACUCAACCAGAUGGACCAGGAUAAGGUGGCUCACAUCUACAGCGAUCUGCGCAAAGAGUCCAUGGCGACAGGCAGCAUCCCCAUCACGGUGCGUCACAUCGAGUCUAUGAUCCGCAUGGCUGAGGCCCACGCCAGGAUGCACCUCCGAGACUACGUCGUGGAGGAUGACGUCAACAUGGCCAUCAGAGUCAUGCUGGAGAGCUUCAUCGACACUCAGAAGUUCAGCGUCAUGAGGAGCAUGAGGAAGACGUUUGCCCGUUACCUGGCGUUCAGAAAAGACAACAAUGAGUUGCUGCUGUUCAUCCUGAAGCAGCUGGUGUCGGAGCAGGUGGCGUAUCAGAGGAACCGGUACGGAGCACAGCAGGACACCAUCGAGAUCCCAGAGAAAGACCUGGUGGACAAGGCCAGACAGAUCAGCAUCCACAACCUGUCAGCGUUCUAUGACAGCGAGGCGUUCCGAUCCAACAAGUUCUCUCACGACAUGAAGAAGAAGUUGAUCCUACAGCAGUUCUAAAUCUGUCGAUCUGCUGUUGCCUGGGGAAAAAGACUACCUUCUGCGUUCUCAAUGCACCCUAUUCCCUAUGUAGUGCACUAGUUUUGGACCAGGGCCCAUAGGGUGCCAUUUGGGGCACUAUCUCAGUCUGGAUGUGUAAAUAAUUGUAAAUGUUUGUCAUCCUGUUGGAAGAAUUCUAAUAAGUUGUAAAAUGGCCCAGUUUCUUAUCAAUGUUACAAUUAGUCUGGAUUCAUGUACGACUUGUGUGAACGUAAACUGUAUAUUUCUUCAUUACGAACUUUUCAACUUUCUCAUCUUGGAACACAGCUUGUGUGUUAUCAAAUGUAAGAGUUUUUGUAAUGUAAUUGUUUAGCUGUAUUAGUUUUUUUGAAAGAUGAACUACAAUAGUUCAGGGUUAAUUUCAGUCGACCCAGAACUAAAAUAUUGCAUCAUUCUUUGACUGCACCGUGUACACGUCGCAAAGAAAUAAACGCAACAUGUAAAGUGUUGGUUUCAUGAGCUGAAAUAAAAAAAAAAUGACAUAAAUUUUA